Molecule: messenger RNA, 670 nt
Organism: Emiliania huxleyi CCMP1516
Lineage: Eukaryota; Haptophyta; Isochrysidales; Noelaerhabdaceae
Exons: 1
Biological process (GO): photosynthesis
Source: RefSeq, a predicted model, not a curated record
CCAUGAGCCGCGCCAUCUACCUCGCGCUCCUCUGCCUAGCGAGCAGCGCCUCCGCGCUUCUCAGCCCGCUGCUCGCGCCGCCGCCGCCGCCGCUGUCCGCGCAGCAUUUGCCGAGAAGCGGGCAACACGUCGGCGUGCGCGGCACGGCCGGGCGGGCAGCGCACGCGCCGCGGCGCUGCAGCACGGUGUCUGCCAAGCUCGGGCUCGCAGGCCUCAAGCUUGACCAGCCGCAGACCAUCGCGGUGGGCGCGCGUGUGCGUGUCUCCAAGCGCGUGGUCUUGCGGCAUGUGCCCAAGCACAAGGAGGGGCUGGACGUGCAGGGGCUGGAGGGGGAGGUGAUCAAGUCGUACGGCAGGGGCGACAUCUCGGCCAACCGGCCCAUCAAGGUCGAGUUCCAGUCGCCCAGGUUUGUCGGCCACUUUGACGUCAACGAGCUAUCUCUGGUCGACCAGCCCGAGGCCACGUGAUGAGGGCGACAAGCGCGGUUGUAUCACGAUGGAGGGGCUUGUCGCUUGAGCGGGCGUAUGCCGUAUCAUCGGCACCCACCCCAGCUCGUCUGCGGUGUUACUUUGACGGUCGCCUGUUUUUUGUGUGAGUGUUGCGAGCGCGCUGUACGUCUCUCGCGCCACGCCCAACCAGCACGCCGCGUGAGCUACCAGCCACGCGGAGC